CGCCUGGGGUUACUUUUGAAAACAACCCCGCUGCCAUGUGGCAUUCGUGUGAUAAUGACGCUAUAGACAAACGCGGGCAUGCUCGCCAGUGGCCGGUAAAUUUUUUUACCGAAAUGGACAUUUACACACUCGAUUUGGUUUUUGUGUUUAUCCUUGAUGUACACUGUGAGAUACACCAUCUCCAGUUUGUUUGCACUGUCUUCACCAAACCUGAUGGGUUCUCCGGUCGUGUGUUCAGUGCUGUGGGUCUGUAUGAUGACCGACAGAUCUCUCACUACAGCAGUGAAGAAGGAACGUGGAAAAGAGACGGUCUGAUUGGAGAAAUCUGGAGAAAUACUGAAGAACCUCUCGAUAUUAAAGUCUGGUUUCUACAUGAAGUUAACACUCUUGCAAACUGCACAAUCUCUACAUGUGAACGCCUCAUUACACUACAGAGGAGAAUCGGUUGUGAGGUGGAUAAACAUCCAGAUGGUUCAGUGAUAAAUGUGAAUGUGUUUGAUGAGUACAGAUAUGAUGGAGAGGAUUUCAUUGCCUUUAGUUAUGACACAAUUCAGUGGACUGAGAAAAGUCCAAAGGCUAAAGAAACCAAAUUGAUGUGGGACACUGACAGAUUUCACAAUAUGUAUCUCCACUCCUACCUCAAGAACUGCAUGGACUGGAUCUCCAGAUUGAAUGUUUCGAUCAGCACUUCUCCGGCUCUUCACAUGUUUACAAGCUCCUCGUGACCAAAGCAAGCUGAUUCUGACCUGUCUGGCCACUGGCUUCGACCCCAAACACAUAGACAUGAAGAUCACACUGAACCAGAUUGAACUCCAACCCUUCAGCUCUACAGGAGUCCGACCCAACGAUGAUCAGACCUUCCAGCUGAGAACCAGCGUGGAGAUAAACAGAGACGAGAAACAGAGUUAUGAGUGUCACGUCCUUCAUAACGGUCAGACACUUGAAACAAAAUGGGAUCUGGAAUCUAGACAUCAUUACUGGACAGCAGUAGCUGUAGGGAAUUGUGUGUUUGCAGUUCUAGUCAUCAUGUCUAUAACCUACAAAACCAGACGUUUAAAUGGGCAGAUGAACUGUAAUGGUUCAACCAGAAGUGAGAACAUCCAGCAUCAACAGAUCCCCUGACUGCAAGUGAUUAACAUGAGAACAGUGAAUGAGGAACACACUGGUGCAAAUUAUCUACUGUACAUGUCUUUAUCUCAUAUUCAUGUUCUUCAGUGAUGUAUCCUCUUGUAUAUUAUUGUAUAUACAUUAUUUACAUUCAUGUCAAUCACAAAUGAUGGACACAGAAAGAGGAGGUGCAAGGACAGGACAUGCACAAUUUGGUCAGACUGGCAAGAAUGCGUUUAAUGUGUUUACAUUCCUGUAUAUUUUGAUUAAAAUCAAGAUAUGCCACCUGUGUUUAUAUGAUUAUGCUUGCUGCGAUUAUGAGCUUAAUCGCAUUAUUAAGAUUGAAAAAUUUUGUCUGAAGUAAUGUUAAAUAGAAAUAUUUACAAAAUCAAAUUAUAAUCGUAAGAGGGUGCAUUUGAACAUGUUUACUUUGAGGCGUAGCCUUGUAGAAUGUAUUACGAAGGCCUCAAGAAGCAAGAUAAAGAUCUAAUGCCCCUGUAUGAGUUUUUGUCUUUUAUGGCAUCACUCGAGCAAGAGUUUGGCUUUCCUCGGCACGAUUGCACAUGUGAUAUUUAUUUUAUCAAUCUUAUUUUUAACUUAAGUGUUAUUUGCUUGGAUUUUUUUGUAGUGCUAGGAUUUGCAUUAGGGUUACGAUUAAAAAAAACAAACAAGAAAUUAUAACAAAAAAUGUAUUUUUACAUGAAAGUUUAUGAAAAAAGGGAAUGGCACAAUCUUUAUCUCCAUUUCUGUGUCUUAAUGCACGUUGAUGCUUUUGGUUCAUUUCGGUUCAAUAUGUUAAAUAAUAAAAUUUCACUAAUAUCCUAUCAUGUAAAAAA
This is a messenger RNA of Carassius gibelio (silver crucian carp), 1943 nucleotides long. RefSeq names its product H-2 class I histocompatibility antigen, D-K alpha chain. NCBI's taxonomy places the organism in Eukaryota, Metazoa, Chordata, Actinopteri, Cypriniformes, Cyprinidae. The record is from RefSeq and is a predicted model, not a curated record. Gene Ontology annotation, cellular component: external side of plasma membrane. Gene Ontology annotation, biological process: immune response. The transcript is spliced from 6 exons. Bases 673 to 1122 code for a protein of 149 amino acids.